ACACCCAUGUGGACCCUACAUCCAGAAUGAAGGGCUACGAGUGUUUCUUUCUUUUUGCGUUUUCAGCCAGUGUACAGGUUGUGCAAGCUGCCCCCACCUGUUCCCCAAACACGUUCCGAUGCGGAGACGGGAGGUGCAUCGACUCGUCAGAUGUCUGCAACGGACUGGUGGAGUGUGCCGACAUGAGCGACGAAAGAAACUGCAGUUGUAAGAGAGAGGAGUUUAGCUGUGGAGGUGGACGUUGUGUUCCCUCCUCCUGGGUCUGUGACGGAUUAGUCGACUGUUCUGACAAGAGGGACGAGGCCAACUGCAGUAACGUUGCCCGGACAUGUAGUGGAAGUUUCUUCCACUGCGACAUCGUGCGCUGCAUCCCCCACUCCUGGAUAUGUGACGGAGAUGUGGACUGCAUGGACAAGAGCGACGAGAGAAACUGCUAUCAUAUGGGGGUGGGCGUGGAGAGGCCGUGCCCUUUGACCUCAUUCCGCUGUGCUGACGGCCGCUGCAUCCCCUCCUCGGGAUUCUGUAACGGACACAGUGAGUGUGUGGACGGGAGCGACGAGAGCAACUGCACCAGUGUGGGGAGGACCAAUGCUGAGCGAACAUGCCCUUUGACCUCGUUCCGCUGCGCCUCGGGUCAGUGUGUGCCUGUGUCUGGUGUCUGUGACGGACACAGAGACUGUUCCGACGACAGUGACGAGAACGACUGUGAAGCCAUCACUGAGAUGACAACUACAGCAACCACCACUGAGAUGAACACUACAGCAACCACCAUUGAGAUGACCACUACAGCAACCACCAUUGAGAUGACCACUACAGCAACCACCACUGAGAUGACCACUACAGCAACCACCACUGAGAUGACCACUACCGCCAUCCCCUGCUCUCCUGGCUCUGUGCCCUGUGGCAGCACUGGCGAGUGCGUGCUCACCGCAGCAGUCUGUGACGGACAGGUCGACUGCUCAGACCACAGCGACGAGGAAAACUGCACAUAUAUGGAGAGAGGCAUUGAAGAGCCAACAUGCUCCCCGAACACUUUCCACUGUGGCGAUGGAGUGUGUGUUCCGUCUGCCGCAGUCUGUAACGGUCAGCACGACUGCCCCGACAGAAGUGAUGAGGCAAACUGCACUGCCAGACAGAUGACCUGCCACCCGGCCUCUUUCAGCUGUGGCGACGGCACCUGCAUUCCCUCAGCGUGGAUCUGUGACGGCCAGUACGACUGCAGCGACAGCAGUGACGAAAGCAACUGUACGGUCACUGAGAGAACCUGCACUCCAGACUAUUUCCGUUGUGGAGACGGACGCUGUAUCCCCUCUAUCUGGGUCUGCGAUGGACGCGCCGAGUGCUCGGAUAGGAGCGACGAAGAAAACUGCACCACCGUAGAAUCCACCUGCUUGGCAACAGACUUCCGCUGUGAUGAUGGCAGUUGCAUCUCUUCCUCUGGAGUCUGUGAUGGAGUGAGUCAGUGUGUGGACAGCAGUGACGAGAGGAAUUGUUCCACCGUAGCACCUACCUGCUCUGUGACAGAGUUCCGCUGUGGUGACGGUCGCUGCGUUCCUUCCUCUGAAGUCUGUGAUGGCGUGAGUCACUGUGUGGACAGGAGUGACGAGAGAAACUGCUCCACCGUAGAGGCCCCCUGUUCCUCGUCUGAGUUCCGUUGUGGUGACGGCACCUGUGUCCCCUCCUCAGGAGUGUGUAACGGGGUCUAUCAAUGUCUGGACCGCAGCGACGAGGCCAACUGCACUUCCACAGAGAGCACGUGCUCGCCGACUCAGUUCCGCUGCUCUGAUGGCGCCUGCAUCCAGUCCAUCUGGGUGUGUGACGGAGAGACCGACUGCGCAGACGGCAGUGACGAGAACAACUGCAGCGCCAGCCAGAGGACCUGUGCUCCAGACUACUUCCCCUGUGGAAACGGCCUCUGCAUCCCUAACAAAUGGCUCUGUGAUGGCAAAGCAGAGUGCCCCAACCGCAGCGACGAGACAAACUGCUCCCACACGAGCUGCAGGCCGAGUGAGUUCCGUUGCGGGGUUAGUGGCCGCUGCAUCCCAUUGGCCUGGGUGUGUGAUGGAGAGAGCGACUGCAUGGACAAGAGCGACGAGAGGAACUGCACAGCAGUCAGUAACGUGGUGACGACGUGCAGGCCUGGAGAGUUCCGCUGCGGUGACGGCAGCUGCAUCCCCUCAGCCCUGGUGUGUAACGGGAACCGCGAUUGCAACGACGGCAGCGACGAAGACCAGCAGCAGAACUGCUAACUGCUAUGGGGAAGACCAGAGGCUCUCUGGAGGAAACGUCCAGAAACUGUUGCAACACCAGCCUGCAAGUGGACGCGACUCCGCAGUCUAGAUUUCUAGCGAUACUUGACGUACAUAUCUGCCAUCGUAACUGCAAUAACUAUCUCACAAUGCAAUACACUUACUGGUAGUGCUUCCUGGGCCUACGCAACACUGACCGAACUGUCCUUAUUAUUACAGUGCCAUCCAUGUAAACAGGCAUUUUCAUUUGCCCAGUGUAGUCCCCAUCAUUAGUCCAGAUCUCCAGAGCUUCUGAGGAGAGAUGUGCUUCAGUUUUUUUUUUUUUAUGAGUUAGCUUAAUCAUCAAACUUUAGUUUGUUAGUAGAAUUAGCUCUCAGUUGAUGCCGACUGACUUCCCCUCUGCCCUAGUCUUUUGCAUUCCUCACAUCACAGACCAUGUAGGUUCGCCUACAAAAAAAAGAAACAAAGCUGCCUUCUUUGCUCAUAUAAGAUGAUCUGGGUGCUAAUUAAAGCUAACUUCCUAUGGCAAGUUAGGGGUAGCAAAAAUCAAAGUUAGCCGUCUUAACAUACCGAAUAUCACAAUACCCACUCGGAGGCAGAGAACACAAGUGUGUAGAGCAAAAUGUCUGCAUUUCCGCAAGAGUUUAACAGGGGCAAUAAUUAAAAAUCCCCAUGUGAUUUUCCCAUAGAAAAAAAAAAAAAAAAAAAAAUCACACAAGUUACCGGAUCUCCUUCUAUGGGCAAAGAUAGACGUUUUUUGUAGGUGAACUUCAGAGGUCUAUUGAGAUGAAGGUAAAACGCUGUAGCAGAUUAAACCAGAUGCGCUGAUGGCACAGCAAUUUAAGAAGUAACGUGACAUGUUCGUCUCAACACAGGUUUAAAACUCUAAAAAGUGGCUAAGCUGGCGACAGAGCAAUCGCCCCAGUAGGCCUAUCUAAUGUAAUGUGGGAAUUGCAUGAAAACAAAUAAUUUGCGCAAUCACCACACAAGCGUAUGUAUGUAGUCACUGUGAACAGGAUCCAUGUGAGAGGAAGAGGAGGAAAAAGGCUUCUGCCACCAUAUAUUUUUAGUCUACAGUUGUAGUUCAACACUAAAUGUAUG
Messenger RNA from Alosa alosa (allis shad), 3350 nucleotides. Its product is annotated as prolow-density lipoprotein receptor-related protein 1-like. NCBI's taxonomy places the organism in Eukaryota, Metazoa, Chordata, Actinopteri, Clupeiformes, Clupeidae. The coding region runs from base 27 to 2249 and encodes 740 amino acids. Gene Ontology annotation, molecular function: protein binding. Gene Ontology annotation, cellular component: plasma membrane. The transcript is spliced from 18 exons. The record is from RefSeq and is a predicted model, not a curated record.